AUGGUAAAAGACACCAACUGCGCAUGUCCAGCUGCUUCCCAGCUGGUGCAUGCACAGAAGGCCUGUGGCCCACCUGGACCUGGAAUUUCCGACCUCCAAGGGCUGGAGAGAUGGUAUUUGCCAGCUCAAGUGGUAGAAGCAGGACCUCAGAUCAUGCUGUUCGUAUUGGUCACAAAGAUACCAGCAGAUGGCCUGCCUCAUGACCUGGACAGUGUGGAGCUCCUGGAUCUCCUGUUUGACCAACAGGAUGGGAUUCUUCGCCAUGAGGGCUUCCACGCAGAUGACAGGGGGAGUGUAGAGAGCUGGGGGAUUGCACAGCCGAGUAUCCACAAUGGUAACAGCAAUGAGGAGUUUCUGUCUUCGAUCCUAGGUGAAACUGUCCCUGCCUCCCCACUCUGGUCCUCGGCUGGCAGUGACAGUGGGAUAUCUGAAGACCACCUCUCUGACCAGCUGGACAGUCCCCAGCACUGUGUGCCAUCGAACAGCCCCCGGAACAUCGAAGCGGUACACAUUGAGCCGACCUUUCACCCUGGGCCAGAGUCCAGCUGCUGGGCCACUGGUCUGAGAGCUCCAGAGAUGGAUAUCCCAGAUGCGCAGAUCUCCAUCGGUUUUGAUGACUGGAACUCUGAACUUCUUGAGGAAGGGGGACAGAACAUUCCAGCACUAUCUACUCCUAAUAAUUUCCUCACACUCACUGUUAAGGACUUACUGCUUUCGAACACAAGUGAAAUGCACAAGCCGCAGCCACAGCUGCACCAGGUCCGGGAGCUGGUGCUCAACGAAGAUGAGAAGAAGUUGUUGGUGAAAGAAGGGGUCACGCUUCCUUCGCAGCUGCCUCUGACUAAACAAGAAGAGCGGAUUUUAAAGAAGAUCAGGAGAAAGAUACGGAAUAAACAGUCUGCACAAGAGAGCCGCAAGAAGAAAAAGGAGUAUAUUGAUGGCCUGGAAAACAGGAUGGCAGCCUGCACGGCCCAGAACUAUGAACUGCAGAGAAAAGUCAUCCGUCUGGAGAAGCAGAAUACGACAUUACUGCAGCAAUUGAGAAAACUUCAAACGCUGGUCAUGCAUUCAACAGGCAAGAAUGCCCAGGCUGGCACCUGUAUCAUGGUGCUGAUGUUGUCGUUUGCCCUGAUUAUUUUCCCUAGCUUCAGUUCGUUCAGUGCUAGUAAGGGUGCAAAGGAAGAUGACUUCACUCCUGUAAGAGUAUUUUCCAGGUCUCUGCAUGAUAUGCAAUCAUCCCGGGUACUUCACAUGUUGGCCAGCCCUCACAGCCAUGCCCCAGGAGAGAAGAAUUCAGAAUGGAGUGACCAGCUUACUUUGGAGAGCAGUGGUACAGUUAACAAAGAAGACCAAACAGUGAAUGGCAAAGAACUCACUGGGGAUAUUGAGAGCCUCUCGCCCAACAGGUCCAACUCUUCACUGAGGAAUGAUGCCAUUGCCAAAGAUGUCACGGUCCUUGAAGACCUCAAUCCUGAAGACCAUACUGCAGAGCAUAGACUAGGACAUUCACCAUGGACUGAACUGACCCCUGACCAUGGAGAUGAAAUGUAG
Carcharodon carcharias (great white shark) is the source of this 1551-nucleotide messenger RNA. Its product is annotated as cyclic AMP-responsive element-binding protein 3-like protein 3. The record is from RefSeq and is a predicted model, not a curated record. Gene Ontology annotation, molecular function: DNA-binding transcription factor activity, RNA polymerase II-specific; RNA polymerase II cis-regulatory region sequence-specific DNA binding. Lineage: Eukaryota; Metazoa; Chordata; Chondrichthyes; Lamniformes; Lamnidae. Bases 1 to 1551 code for a protein of 516 amino acids. The transcript is spliced from 11 exons. Gene Ontology annotation, cellular component: nucleus. Gene Ontology annotation, biological process: regulation of transcription by RNA polymerase II.